UAUUAAAUUACCGUUUUUUUGCUAUAAAAACAAACAACCCUGUUGCGUCUCUUGAUUUGCCCUUCGAGAACACACCUCAGCCAUGAAGCGAUCGACUUUUAUUGCGUUGGUUGGCUUAAUAUCUGUGUGUGGAACUCACGCCUUACUGCCACCCGAGGAAGUUUCGCUCUCUCCAAAGACUUGGUUUCGCCGAGAUGUCCAGAGAUUAGAAGAGCUUUCUCUUUACAAAUCACAGCGACGUCCCAAACCAUUGGCUUUUAGCAAUGGGAAGGGUUUGGUGGCUGGAGCAGGACAUCCCCUCGCGGUCCAUGCUGGAAAGGAGGCUCUGAAAAAAGGAGGCAAUGCCAUGGAUGCGUGCUUGACGACUGCACUUACAGAGAUCACCCUUGCAGCUGGAUCGUACGUGUCGUACGCCGGAGCAGCCAACAUUUUGUACUAUGACAGCUCCACCGGAGUUACUUACAACCUUGAUGCAGGCUGGAACAAGCCUUACUACCUAGACCCUGCCCAGAUCCCUGAACAUCAUUCCGAGCUCGGCAACGGAGCCGCCGUGCUAGUGCCAGGUCUCAUCGCAGGCGUCUAUACGGCCUCGGAGAGGUUUGGUUUAUUUCCGCUGUCCAAACUGUUGGAACCGGCGUUGUACUUUGCCACGAGGGGAUUCAAACUCCCUUCUGACCUGGCAGAGGAGAUGAGGAAAAACUACAAUCAGAGAGGCCUCCUUCGCACCAAGGAAGGAAAAUAUACUUUCACCAACCCUAAAACAAGAAAAGUGUACAAAGCUGGCGAACGAUUCAGGCAACUUAAGUUGGGGAAAUUCCUUAAACGCCUCUCCAGAUAUGGAAAGGAGUACUUCUACCGUGGUCCCUGGGCGGAGGAAAUGGUUGAGACAGUUCAACGUCACGAAGGCUACGUCACAAUGGAAGACAUGACUCAGUAUAAGGUGACUUCACCUGAGCCCACAAGCACUUUGUACCAAAAGCAUCACGUGGUGACGACAGGCGCGGAAUUAGGAGGCGCUGAGCUGGUUGAAAAGUUAAAUUUGAUGCAACUGGCAGGAAUCGGAGGAUCAACUGACUCUUACCUCACAAACGCCACAAAACUGUUCUGGUUAGCUUCCAUAACACGUCUUAGUUCUUUUGUUACCUUUUUCGCACAAGAAGUUCCUGAUGGAAAACAAUUGCUCAAAGAUCAUCUUGGAAUAAAUGCCGAUUAUUCCUAUCGGAAAACAAAGGACUCUGCUGAAGAGCUCUGGGACAAAAUCGCCUCAUUUGAAAAGAUGAGAAAUGUAAACGACGUCAUGCGAGAAUUGCUGGCAAGUGUUGAGAUGGACGUGGAACGGCAUCAUCGCGGUUCGUCUGGUGUCGUUGCAGUGGACGGUGCUGGCAACGUUUGCUCACUCUCGCAUGGCACAGAUAGUGACGCUUGGGGAACAGGCCUGUUUGUGCAUGGAGUAAGUCUCCCUAGCUCUGGAAUCGCAUUGAAGGCGCAAGUAAAGAGGACCAAUAGUGGUAAAAGAAUACCGUCGGGAUUCCAGCCUGUGAUUAUCUUUGAAAAGGAAACUCGGCAACUUGAUGAAUUUGGCAGAAGGCUCAAACGGGACAUUUCUGCAGCAAGAAAGAACAGGAAGUCGCUUGCUUCCAAGAGGAAAGGAUUCUCAACCCACCAAUCGAACUGGGAAGAAGAGCCGCAAAAACUAGUGGUUUUCAAAACGUAUAACAGCGUUAGAUCUCAGUUUUUCCAUCAGUCGCAAAGGGACAAGUCAGAAAAACGUCACCAGCUUGGACGUGAAGAGGAGCCUGUUGAUAAUUUUGAAGAAAAGGAAUAUCCAGAUGUUCACUCUAAUUUCCAAGCCAAUGGGAUGCCUUUCAAUGAACCAAGCCAUGAAAGAGAGAGAACAGAUCUACCUACCGAGGUCAGUGGUAAAUUGAAGUCAGCCAUGCGUAGUGAGCUAUCCAUUCUACCAACUGAGGAACACGAGGAGUUCAAUGUCGAAAAACCACAUCGUCACAUAAACAAGGAAGCUAAUGGUGAAUCCAGGCUAAAAUCACACACUGAGCCAUCCAUUCCACCGACUGAGGAACUCGAAGAGUUUGAGAAACCACAUAAUCCUGAUUUAUAUCGUCACAAAAACACAGAGGUCAAUGACGAAUCUAAGUUGCCAAUGCAUCCUGAGCCACCCAUGCUACCGACUGAGGAACUCGAGGAGGUUGAGAAACCACAUCCUGAAUCACAUCUACAUCACCAUAACGAAGAAGAGAGUUGCAAUGCCAGUCCAAAUUCUGUGAUUAUCCAGGAAAAAGAAGAAAGGGAAGAAAAUGAAAAGGAAGCAGAAGAAAGAGAAGAAAGUAAGAGAGAAGAAAGUGAGAGAGAAGAAGAAAUCAUAGUAAGAAGACAAAAGACUGAAGGCAAAGAUUCUCAAGAGAAGAACAUCUUUAACAAAGAAGAAGUCAAAGAAUUUCCGCAUCUUGGAAUUCCUGAUGUAUGGAGGUCAGGCAGUCUUCCGAACCGGGAAGCCACCUCUAUGUUGCACUCUAUUCCCCUGGUGCCAGUGUUGGCUCUGACUUCCACCGGUCCCUCGCAGUCAUUUGUUAUUCCGCAGUACUUAACGAGCAUCUUAGACAGUGGAUUGAAUCCCAAAGCAGCUCUGGAAGCUCCAACAUUUCUGUCUCCGAGUCCUCAUUCUUUCCAGCAGGAUAUUCAGGUGGAAAAGUUUACCAUCGAAGAUCAUGUCUUACUGGAUGUUACCGAGUUCGGACAACCAGUGUCUGAGGUGGAUUCUCAGACCACUGAGGAAUUGGCAGGAAAUGGAGCAGCUCUUACGGUCAAGGACGGCAGGAAAAUGCUUGGGUGUGCACAUCCGUCUAAGACUGGCUUCGCCGAGGGAGUCUCGGUAUUAGAAGGCUGGUGAAGGAAUGACCAAUGAUGGAAUAAUGUCCAAAUAGAUUACAGAAACGACCUCAUGUCAACAAAGGCGGUACGUCUUUUUUUCGAUAUUUAUGUCGUAUUAUUGAUACUUUCCUUCCCGAAACUCACGAUUCUAAGUAGGACACAAGCUAAACUUUUUUCGGGAUCGAAAUUUAUAACUGGAUCUUGAAGGUGCCUAAUCUGACCUACGAUCGUUUCACGUUUAGAACUUCGAAUUGCUUAGACGUGAAAGACUUCAGAGCAACCGUAAGAAACAUUUUUCAGUAAGAUCUGUAUCUUCGCUUUGCAAUGAUUUCUGAAAAGUCAGCAAAUUUCACUAGGUGGGGUAUAUUCUAAUUUAGUUUUUUUCCAAUUUCUAACUUUUUGUAUGAUUUAAAGCAAACAGUUCCUAGAAACUCUUACGAGAAAAUCACGAGAUGAAUAAGAGAACAACUUAUUACUCAUAGCUGAGUAUGAAGGUAUGCCUGAUUCGCAGACACAGAGUAGUUUUCUUUUUUCCCAAGGAAAAAGGAAAAUAAAUCAAACCAAGAGACUACGUUUAAAGUACUGUCCAAGAAUUGUUAUUGGAAAUAGUUGUCGACUGGCUUUCUCGUUGAGCCAAAAUCGUUAGAAUAAACUUCAUCUCAGCCUUCAAGUUUUUUUCCAAAUCGAAAUCCUUAAAUAAAUGAUAUCAUUACACUUGG
Molecule: messenger RNA, 3608 nt
Organism: Stylophora pistillata
Lineage: Eukaryota; Metazoa; Cnidaria; Anthozoa; Scleractinia; Pocilloporidae
Source: RefSeq, a predicted model, not a curated record